AUGAGGUGGAUUCACAGAACUGUCGCCAUGAGCUUCAAAGGAGAUGAAAUGCUCCUGAACUAUCUCAAGGCCUUCGAGAGGAGACUUACCGAAUAUAUUCAUUGUUUGCAACCCGCCACUGGACGUUGGAGAAUGCUUCUUAUAGUGGUAUCUGUCUGUACAGCUACUGGUGCUUGGAACUGGUUAAUAGAUCCUGAGACACAAAAGGUGUCCUUCUUCACGUCGUUAUGGAAUCAUCCGUUUUUCACCAUUAGCUGUAUCACUCUAAUAGGCUUGUUCUUUGCCGGAAUACACAAGAGAGUAGUUGCACCAUCCAUUAUAGCUGCUCGGUGUCGAACAGUAUUAGCAGAAUACAAUAUGUCUUGUGAUGACACAGGAAAACUAAUUUUGAAACCCAGGCCUCACGUUCAAUGACAGCACUCGUCGUCGUGGGACCUAAGACAGCCUUUCUUCAAAUAAGUGAUACAGCAAAAAGCCAUAACGGAUUCCUUUUGCAGUUGGAUAUGUGAAGGUCAUAGCAACAACUGACAAGAAGUGUGCAAUAUUGACCCGGAUCCUCUCGGUGGUGGUGACUCACGUGAUCAGUGCUCCGGUACCUUCGAUUGCCUGUGUUUCAGUAUUAGUGUCACUUUAGUACUUCAGAUCCUGCAGACUUGCAGAUGGAGUAUGUAUGUAUGUAACUAAGUUAAACUUAGAACCUCAUUCAGUUUUUAUAAUGUAUUUUUGCAAACUACUGUAAAUAGCAAAUCAAUGCCAAUGUUAACGAGGAAAACCGUGUGUGGACUGCGUUCUCCUGCACCAGUAUUUCAGGAACAUCUGCCCGCCAUGCCCACAGCUCUUUCAAACUGGCUAUUAUGUGUGCCUUUCACUCUCUCUCUCCUCUCCUAAUCGUCCUACAGGAAAAACAUUGGGUUCGGCCUGGACUCAUCUCCAUUAUGUUGUAAGAAAUUACAGAUGUUCUGAGACACAAUUUUCGUUAAACCAAAUAUUGAACUCCAGCAACUAUUGUGGUUCUUUCAGUUCAUUGUUUUCAUUUACUAAAUGUACUUUCUUUUUUAAAAAAUAAUUUUAAGAACUCACCCCAAAGGCUUUUGAAUAUGCAAGUUUAGUUAUGAAUUAUGUAUCGUCUGGGAAUUUGACAGUUGUCGUUUUGGAUAAUUGGAUUUUAUGCUGUGGUGGACAUGCUGUUCCGCUCGUCUUGCACAGGUGUGACUGAGCAUCUCCCGCCACCACCGGGAUGACACGGGAGCGUGCCACAACCGAGAGCCGGCCAUUCUCACUGCUCAGAGAGUGUUGACGGCAUACUGUGUACGCACAAUAGCCACGUGCCCCAUCCCUGCCCAUACAAUUAAACUAUCGGGAUUGCUGUAAAUAUUUUAAAGUACUGGAGGUGCCUUUUACCUGUUUAUUAGAUUUUGAAAAGGUUUAAAUUAUUUCAUGAGCAAUCUUUUAAAUUGUAUUUAUCAAUCACAUAAAGUGGAAAACUAACAGGACAAAACUUUUUAACAAGGCUGCCAUUUAACUUAAAUGUGUUCAUCUUAGCUUUCACAUGUGUACAAUUUUACCCUUUGAACUGCAGCAAUAAAACCCUCUGCUCCUAAGAAGUCUUAAGAGGGUAUUCUAUAUAUUCUGCUUUGUUUUAUUUACUGUAAAUUUUAUAGGUGAAUAUGUGCAUAAAAAUAAAUACUUUAUAU
Molecule: messenger RNA, 1694 nt
Organism: Tupaia belangeri chinensis (Chinese tree shrew)
Lineage: Eukaryota; Metazoa; Chordata; Mammalia; Scandentia; Tupaiidae
Gene: CNEP1R1
Product: CTD nuclear envelope phosphatase 1 regulatory subunit 1
Exons: 6
Coding region: 1-414 (137 amino acids)
Cellular component (GO): Nem1-Spo7 phosphatase complex; cytoplasm
Source: RefSeq, a predicted model, not a curated record